CAGCAUCAUCCUACCGUUCUCAACCAAUUCGGUUUGUCUUGAAGCCAUGACUGAGAUGCGAGACGAGGGAAUUGCAGCCUUUAUCGGGCCAGACGACAGUUGCACAACGGAAGCCCUAAUAGCAGCCGCUUGGAAUUUACCAAUGAUAUCUUAUAAAUGUACUGAUACUGCAGUCUCUGACAAAAGCGUCUUUCAUACAUUUGCCAGGACUUUAGCACCAGCCUCGAAGGUGUCAAAAAGUGUUGUGGCUCUCCUUAUCUCCUUCAAUUGGCACAAAUUCGUCUUAGUUUCCAGCUCUAGAACUACAUGGGGUUUUGAAAUUGCCUUGGCAAUCAAAACUCUUGCAGAAGCUGAAAAUAUCACGGUGACAGAUUUUCGUGAAUACUCUGAGUAUAUCCCAACCAAAAUCACCGAAUUGCAAAAUAUCGUCACAGAAACAUACAAGAAGACAAGAAUUUACAUAUUUGUUGGUGAACACAUCGCCAUGGUGGACUUUGUGAGAUGUUUGCAAAAUCUAGAACUUCUGCAGACCGGCGAUUAUAUGGUGAUAUCAGUAGAUGAUGAAAUUUAUGAUCCAACCAGAAGAUCCAACAUAAUGGAACGGGAGUAUUUGGAUCCGUACCUCAAGAAAAUACGAAGUCGAGCUUUGGACAUAAAAUCAUUUCAGUCUGUACUCAAAUUGACCCCGUCCUAUCCAUCCAACACGAACUUCAGUCAAAUCAGCGAGAACAUCAGGACCUAUGCGACUCAACCACCAUUUCAUGUACCCUACCAUGCAAGAAUUUUUCGCAACAUCUCCGUUCCCAUCUACGCCUUUCAUCUCUAUGAUGCCGUUAUGAUUUAUGCUCGAGCAGCCACAGAAGUAAUUCGUGAAAAAGGAAACGUCUUUGAUGCCAGAACAAUUAUGAACAGGAUAGUCAAUCGAACAUAUCACUCAAUCCAAGGAUUUGAUGUCUAUUGCGAUGCCAAUGGGGAUGCAGAAGGAAAUUUUACGCUUAUUUCACUACAGGAUGAGCUGUCAAUGGGCCAUGGACUCUCAUCAGAUCCACAUGAACCCAUUCCCACCAGCAAUCCUCUUAAGAUGUCAAUGCAGCCCGUAGGAUACUUUGUCUACAGCAGCCCAGCCAAUAUUCCGGAAUUUCGGUACUUUCCUCAACGUACAAUAAAAUGGCUCAAUAAGGUUGUUCCUCGAGCUGAGCCCCCCUGUGGAUUUGAUGAUGAACUUUGUCAACCCCAGACAAGAGAUUGGCGGUAUCUACUGUCCGGAGUCUGUGUGGCUCUUUUUUUAGCCGUUGCUGGAGCUUUUCUGAUCAAACACUAUCGUUACGAGCAAACUUUGGCAUGUCUACUGUGGAAAGUAGAUCUCAAAGAAGUGACUUUUAUCACAACUGAACAUCUGGAUCCAUCCAUUCGGACCAAGAACUUGGUGCAAACUUGCCGACAUAGUUUAAUUACAGGAGGUGGGGAAACCUCUAAAAGAGCUUACACUACUAUAGGUCUCUACCGUGGAAAUAUCGUGGCUGUGAAGCGGAUACACAAACGGAGCGUCGAUAUAACACGCACAAUACGGAAGGAACUUAAGCAGAUGCGUGAGGUGAGGCAUGAAAAUGUAAUUUCGUUCAUUGGUGCCUCCGUGGAUCCCAACUGUAUCGCCAUCCUCACAUCGUACUGCCCGCGUGGGAGUCUCGACGAUGUACUCAGCAAUGAAGAUCUCUAUCUGGACAACAUGUUUAUUUCUUCGCUCGUCAGCGACAUCCUCAAGGGUAUGAUUUACAUUCAUGAGAGCGAAAUUGUGUCACAUGGGAAUCUGCGGGCUAGCAAUUGUCUGGUGGACUCCAGAUGGGUGUGCCAGAUUACGGACUUUGGCCUUCAUGAAUUCAAGUCUGGACAGGAGGAACCCAACAGAGAAACUGUCGAGAUGGCGAGAAAUCUUUGUCGAGCCCCAGAACUCCUCAGACACCCAAAUCCACCGAGUCGUGGUACCCAAAAAGGCGAUGUUUACAGCUUUGGAAUCCUAUUGUACGAAAUCAUUGGCAGAAAUGGACCAUGGGGAGAAACUCAAUUGACCAAGCAAGAAAUAAUUCACAAAGUUCGUUCACCCAGUCCAGGAACAUUUUAUCGACCACCUCUGCGUUUUCUGGAAAUUCCCGAUUAUGUGAAACAGUGCCUAAGAUCAUGCUGGGAUGAGGAUCCAGAACUGAGGCCUGAUUUGCGACUAGUCAGAGUUAAAUUGAAAGAAAUGCAGGCUGGAUUAAAACCCAAUAUUUUCGACAAUAUGCUGGCCAUUAUGGAAAAGUAUGCUUACAAUCUUGAAGGAUUAGUCCAAGAGAGGACGAACCAACUUACGGAGGAGAAGAAGAAAACAGAAGCUUUACUCCAUCGGAUGCUGCCCAAAACAGUGGCCGAUUCCCUGAAAAGAGGUGAUCCCGUUGAAGCUGAAUGCUUCGACUGUGUCACAAUCUACUUCAGUGAUCUCGUGGGAUUCACUGAGAUGUGUGCUCAGAGUACACCCCUUCAAGUUGUCGAAAUGCUAAAUGACCUAUACACCUGUUGUGACUCCAUCAUCUCCAACUAUGAUGUAUACAAAGUGGAAACUAUUGGGGAUGCUUACAUGGUGGUAUCUGGGCUUCCUAUCAGAAAUGGGGAUCGCCAUGCUGGAGAAAUAGCCUCCCUAGCUCUCCAUCUACUCAAUAAGAUCUCCAAACUUGAGAUUCGUCAUCGGCCUGGAGAACUAAUUCAAAUUCGUAUUGGAAUCCAUUCUGGGCAAUGCGUGGCAGGAGUUGUAGGACAGAAAAUGCCCAGAUAUUGCCUAUUUGGCGACACCGUGAACACAGCAUCGCGAAUGGAGAGUUCUGGGCUACCGCUGAAAAUUCACAUCUCUGACGCAACAUAUGAGCUUUUGCAGAAAAUUGGAGGGUACAAAUUUGAGGAAAGAGGUCUCAUUCAGAUUAAGGGCAAGGGAGAAAUGCGAACGUAUUGGCUGCAGAGUGAGGACAUCAACAAGAAAAUCGAACGCUUCGGUUCGAGUGACUUCGAUGAAUCAUUUUAUCAUCGCGUGGCUCCCGAUUUGAUCUGCACCGCUGAACCUGAAUCACUGAAAAAUGGCACUCCGCAUGAUUCCUACACAUCACUGAAUCAGCGUGCAAGAAUGUCAUACUCCAGCAUUCUUUCCUACAAUGGCGGAGACAAGCAAUUGAUGUCUGGAAACUUCUCAAAAGCCCUGAGUAAUGAUCUUGUGGUGAAUUCUUGCUACAUUUGCCAAAAGAGAAAGAAUCUGCAGCAGACAGAGUGUCAGCGGAAGCAGAAGCAGAUGUACGACAUCUACAGAAUCUCCUCGGGAAUUAUGGACAGUCCAACUGAAUUUAGUCACUGUCCAUGCUACUGUCCCAACCAGAGAAAUUUCAUGAUGAGAUAUGACAAUGUUAUACGAGAAAUUAGAGCUCCACAGUCUGCUCCUCACAUCACUUUUAUGCAGUAAAAAAAAAGAGUGCACGCCAUUCAAUGAAAUGCGUGACCAAGAAUUUCUUAAAAAGGUUUCAUCGAGAGUUCAUUCUGUGAGAAAUAUUGCCCUCAAAUAUUUUUGUCCUUGAUUAUUUUGUAGUAACUCUUUUGAGUCAAUUAGACAAAGAAAAUAAAUAUCCGAGAUGUUACCGUGAAAAGAAAAAAAUCCAAAGAAAAUAUCAAUUAAAUGUUUGUUGAAAGAUAAAUUUGUAAAUUUAUAUAUAUAAGUGUAUUCUCAAGAGUUAAUCAAAUUCAUCACAAUAAAUUCUAUCUUAUGA
Molecule: messenger RNA, 3779 nt
Organism: Phlebotomus papatasi
Lineage: Eukaryota; Metazoa; Arthropoda; Insecta; Diptera; Psychodidae
Product: guanylate cyclase 32E-like
Exons: 16
Coding region: 47-3478 (1143 amino acids)
Biological process (GO): receptor guanylyl cyclase signaling pathway; protein phosphorylation; cGMP biosynthetic process
Molecular function (GO): guanylate cyclase activity; peptide receptor activity; ATP binding
Source: RefSeq, a predicted model, not a curated record